UCCUCCUCCUCUCACACACUCUCAGAAGGCAGCAGAUCAUCAACGCUACCAGUCAGCUCAGUUUGCGGUUUCAAGAGGUUUCUGUAAGAGAGAAAUGACCUCCCCGGCUACUCACUAUAAAAAACAAGAUUACUCCCACCUAAAGAAGAACUGCCUAGACAACAAGAAGCUGUUUGAGGACCCAGAGUUUCCUGUCACCAAUUCAUCUCUGUUCUACAAGAAUCCACCUCAUGGUUGUGUUGUGUGGAAGAGACCUAGGGGCCAUGUAGAGCCUAGGAGAGUUACAAAGGAGAUCAGCGAUGAUCCUCACCUGUUUGUGGAGGGCAUCAGCUCCCAUGACCUGAACCAGGGAGAUCUGGGUAACUGCUGGUUUGUGGCGGCCUGUUCCUGCUUGGCUCUGAAGCCAGACCUCUGGCCAAAGGUGAUUCCUGACUGGAAGGAGCAGGAGUGGGAUCCCAAACACCCAGAGCGCUAUGCUGGCAUCUUCCACUUCCAGUUCUGGGUGUUUGGUGAGUGGAUGGAUGUGGUGGUGGAUGACCGACUGCCCACCAUCAAUGGAGAACUCAUCUACUGCUACUCCAACGUCGGAAACGAGUUCUGGAGUGCCCUUCUGGAGAAGGCCUAUGCCAAACUGUCUGGCUGUUAUGAGUCUCUGGACGGAGGCAACACGGCGGACGCUGUGGUGGACUUCAGCGGAGCCGUGGCGGAAAACAUCGAUCUGGAGACGGACUUCCACAAAGACCAGAAAAAGCAGGAUAAACAGUUUGAGGACCUGCAGAAAGUUUACAACAGGGACGGGAUCAUCUGUAGCUCCAUAGAGGCAGCAAGUCAUGAAAUUGAAGCGAGGAUGCCUUGCGGGCUGGUGAAGGGUCAUGCCUACGCAGUGACUGAGAUGAAGAGCGUGCAUUUAGAAAAAGAGGGGCAGGCUGUUCCCCUGAUACGCAUGAGAAACCCCUGGGGGAAGACCGAGUGGAACGGAGCCUGGAGCGACAGUUCAGCAGAAUGGAAGAAUAUUGGAGGUGUGGAGAGAAACAAGCUCGGCAUCACUGUACAGGAUGAUGGGGAGUUUUGGAUGUCGUUCGCUGACUGGUGUAAGUACUUCACAUUCGCAGAUGUGUGUCACGUCAUCAACACCCCCCUGGACGGCAUCAACAACCCAUGGAACGAGGUGGUGCAUUUUGCUAGCUGGACCAAACACCUGGACCCAUUGAAGAAUCGAUGUGGUGGCUGCAUAAAUAACAAAAAUACCUUCCUGCAGAACCCACAGUAUGUGUUUGACGUGACCAAGGAUAUGGACGAGGUCUUGGUCUCUCUACAGCAGAGAGACAUGAAGAUCCACAGGAUGAUCGGUCAAGGAGAGAACCUCCAUAUCGGCUUUACCAUCCUCAAGGUGGAAUACUACAGGAAAGAUCGCUUACUUUAUCACUUCACCCCCAAGGAAAACAUGCACAUGUCAGAGUUCUUCGAAGAUCGUACCGUGUGCAGAAGGUGGAUGCUGCCCAAGGGUCGUUACAUCAUCAUCCCCUCCACCUUCGAGCCAGAGAAACUUGGAGACUUCAUGUUACGUGUUUUCACUCACACAGAGUCAGGAUGCAGAGAACUGCUGGAGCCCGUUGUAAGGAAAUAGAACACUCAACACCAAAUAAUGUUUGGAACUGAAUUGUGUUCUAAACUGUAUGAUCAGCUGUUCUCUCUUGCUCUCUGUGGGUAUACUAUGACAUUUCUGAGUCUCUUCAGGAUUCGCUUUGGGUUUAGCAUCAGGUCAAAAUAUUAUUACCCUGAUAAUCUAAUCAUUAUUGUGUCAUGUUAUUUGAGCUUUUAUUAUAUCCACUAUUUAAUUUGGAUUUUUUUGGUAAAAAAAAGAAAAAGUAAUUACUUGUUUCCUAUCAACUGUCUGCUAAGUGUUCUCAAGAAUGAUUGCCUUUCUCACCCAAGUGAUGAUUGAUUUACUGUCAUUGUGUCAAAAACCUUUACUCAGUGGGUUCCUUGGGACACUAAGACUCUUCCUGAGGCUCUGCCUUAACAGACGUGAACACACGGUACAACUCUAUAUGGGGCCUGGGGUCUCCAUGAUCAGAUGGAUGACCAGAUGCCUGCAUCAUUCACCUGCGUCUCGUCACCUCUGAUCUCCCUAACAUGUGACCUGUGUGAAACUCCUCCCCCUUCUGACAGUAUGCAGAGUAGCUCAUCUCUGUAGUAAGGUUACAUCUUUGGUUUCCUCAUCACACCUAGGUGGAAGGAGUUUACAAAGCAGUGAUUCAUACUUUUUAACUGUUUUUUGGGGCUAUAAAUACUGUAAUGUUCUCAUUCCAUUACUGGUGCUUCUUAUUUCAAAACAUUAAAUGGAAGAACUAACAAAGACCACUGUUUCCGGCGACCAACAAUGCGCUUUCAUGUUAUCUGGAUUGCAUCUUAUAAUAAUUAUGGUUAUCAUUUUUGCUUUUUUCACAUCUGAUCAAAAGACAACAAUGUUUUGAAUGAUGUCUACUAGGGAUGCACCGAUACCAAGCUUAUGUACUAAAUACAUUUUUUAUUGUGACAAAGGUAAUUUAGCCCUUUGAACGUUAUUGGAUCCUGAAAUUUGUGCUGUAAGUUUGUGAUAAGCACAUACAAAUAAUAAUAAAGAAGCUGUCCUACA
This is a messenger RNA of Hypomesus transpacificus, 2638 nucleotides long. Its product is annotated as calpain-5-like. The record is from RefSeq and is a predicted model, not a curated record. Gene Ontology annotation, biological process: proteolysis. NCBI's taxonomy places the organism in Eukaryota, Metazoa, Chordata, Actinopteri, Osmeriformes, Osmeridae. Bases 95 to 1627 code for a protein of 510 amino acids. Gene Ontology annotation, cellular component: cytoplasm. Gene Ontology annotation, molecular function: calcium-dependent cysteine-type endopeptidase activity. The transcript is spliced from 12 exons.